CCACACCUCGCCCCUCAUGACGGCCUCCAAGAUCGAUGGCAAUGCCAUUGCGCGCAGCAUCCGCGAACGCCUUGGCGCAGAGGUCAAGCAGAAGCAGGCGACCAACCCGCGGUACCGCCCGUCGUUGAAGAUCGUCCAGGUCGGAGACAGGUCGGACUCGAGUACCUAUGUGCGCAUGAAGCUCAAGGCCGCGGAAGAGGCCAACAUCGAAGCCGAGCUCGUCAAGUUCGGCGAGGACAUCUCUGAAACCGAGCUGCUGUACACGCUCAACACGUACAACAACGACCCCAGCAUCCACGGCAUCCUCGUCCAGCUGCCCCUCCCCAAGCACAUCUCCGAGCACACGAUCACAUCGGCUGUUGCCGACGAGAAGGAUGUCGACGGCUUCGGCAUUGCGAGCAUUGGCGAGCUGGCCAAGCGUGGCGGCAAGCCCCUGUUCACGCCAUGCACGCCCAAGGGUGUGAUGGUGCUGCUGAAGGAGGCGGGCGUCGACCCCAAGGGCAAGAAUGCAGUCGUCUUGGGCAGGAGCGAUAUCGUGGGCAGUCCCGUGAGCAACCUGCUGAAGAACGCCGACGCGACUGUUACCGUGUGCCACUCCAAGACCACCAACCUGCCUGAGAUCGUCAAGCAGGCGGACAUCGUCGUGGCCGCCAUCGGCGUCGCACACUUCGUCAAGGGCGAGUGGCUGAAGCCCGGGGCCGUCGUCAUUGACGUGGGCACCAACUUCAUCCCAGACGACACGAAGAAGUCCGGCCAGAGGCUCGUCGGUGACGUCGACUACGACUCCGCGGUAGACGUCGCUUCCCAGAUCACGCCCGUGCCUGGAGGUGUCGGACCCAUGACCGUUGCUAUGCUUCUCCAGAAUGUGGUCGACUCCGCAGACGCCACCUUUGACAGGCAGAAGAAGCGAAAGAUCAACCCGCUACCCUUGAAGCUCCAGGACCCAGUACCUUCAGACAUUGAGGUAUCAAGAAAGCAACACCCGAAGCCAAUCACCUCCGUCGCAGCUGAAAUCGGCAUCUUGCCCAACGAGCUGGAGCCAUAUGGCUCGACCAAGGCGAAGGUGGAUCUCUCUCUGCUGAAGCGCUUGGAGCACCGCAAGAACGGCAAGUACAUACUGGUCGCUGGUAUCACGCCCACUCCUCUCGGUGAGGGCAAAUCGACCACCACGGUGGGUCUCGCACAAGCACUCGGAGCACACCUCGGCAGAAUCUGCUUCGCCAACGUACGGCAACCUUCCAUGGGGCCUACCUUUGGCAUCAAGGGUGGUGCUGCAGGCGGUGGUUACAGCCAAGUUAUCCCCAUGGAUGAGUUCAACCUUCAUCUGACUGGCGAUAUCCACGCUAUCACUGCCGCAAACAACCUCCUCGCUGCCGCCAUCGAGACGCGCAUCUUCCACGAGAACACUCAGAAGGAUGGCCCACUAUACAAGCGACUUGUACCGACCAAGAAAGGCAAGCGCGAGUUCCUUCCCAUCAUGUACCGACGGCUGAAGAAGCUCGGUAUCACCAAGACCAACCCUGACGAGCUGACGGAGGAGGAGAUCCGCCGUUUCGCCAGACUUGACAUUGACCCUGAGACCAUCACCUGGCGCCGCGUUUUGGACGUUAAUGACAGGCAUCUGCGAGGCAUUACCAUUGGCCAGGCCCCGACAGAGAAGGGUCAGACUCGCGAGACUGGCUUCGACAUCUCCGUUGCCAGCGAGUGCAUGGCAAUCCUUGCGCUCAGCAACGACUUGUCUGACUUGAGGGAACGCCUCGGCCGCAUGGUCGUCGCUAGCUCCCGCCAGGGCGACCCCGUCACCUGUGACGACAUUGGUGCUGGUGGUGCUCUGGCUGCCCUGCUCAAGGAUGCCAUCAAGCCCAACUUGAUGCAGACACUCGAGGGCACCCCCGUCUUCGUGCACGCUGGUCCCUUCGCCAACAUCAGUAUCGGGGCUUCGUCAGUGCUCGCUGACAAGCUUGCACUCAAGCUCGCGGGUACUGAGCCGGAUGAGGAUCACACCGAGAAGGCUGGCUUCGUGGUCACUGAGUCCGGGUUCGACUUCACCAUGGGUGGUGAGCGUUUCUUCAACAUCAAGUGCCGCUCUUCAGGCUUGCAGCCUGACACUGUCGUCAUCGUUGCUACCGUCCGCGCCCUGAAGGUCCACGGUGGUGGUCCUCCCGUCUCCGCUGGCGCUCAGCUCCCUGAGGUCUACCGAACCGAAAAUGUUGAAAUCCUUCGCAAGGGAUGUGUCAACCUGAAGAAGCAUAUCGAGAACGCCAAGUCAUAUGGCGUUCCUGUCGUGGUCUGCAUCAACAAGUUUUCGACCGACACCCAGGCCGAAAUUGAUGUCAUCAAGGAGGAGGCCCUCGCCGCUGGCGCUGAAGAUGCCAUCGCGGCCAAUCACUGGGCCGAGGGUGGCAAGGGCGCGGUUGACCUCGCGAAGGGCAUCAUUGCGGCGAGCAAUGCCAAGUCGGACUUUAAGUUCUUGUAUAACCUGGAAGGAACAGUGCAGGAACGCAUGGACGCAAUCGCCCAGAAGAUGUACGGCGCGGACAAGGUUGAGUUCUCAGAACUCGCCCAGAAGAAGGUGGACACCUACAUCAAGCAGGGCCUUGGCAACCUGCCCAUUUGCGUGGCGAAGACACAAUACUCGCUCAGUCACGACCCUGAGCUCAAGGGUGCUCCGACAGGCUUCACGGUCCCCAUCCGCGACGUCAGAAUGGCUGCUGGUGCCGGCUACCUCUACGCGCUGGCCGCCGAUAUCCAGACUAUUCCUGGACUGCCCACUGCGCCUGGAUAUCUCAACGUCGACGUCGACGUCGAGACAGGCGAGAUUGGCGGUCUCUUCUAG
Paraphaeosphaeria sporulosa is the source of this 2836-nucleotide messenger RNA. Its product is annotated as FTHFS-domain-containing protein. Bases 17 to 2836 code for a protein of 939 amino acids. The transcript is spliced from 4 exons. Gene Ontology annotation, cellular component: cytosol. Gene Ontology annotation, molecular function: ATP binding; methenyltetrahydrofolate cyclohydrolase activity; methylenetetrahydrofolate dehydrogenase (NADP+) activity. Lineage: Eukaryota; Fungi; Ascomycota; Dothideomycetes; Pleosporales; Didymosphaeriaceae. The record is from RefSeq and is a predicted model, not a curated record. Gene Ontology annotation, biological process: tetrahydrofolate interconversion.